AUGGAGGAGCACAGAGAGAGGAACGAGGAGCUGAAGAGGCCAUGGGAUACCUGCAGGGAGGUCCCGGUCAUUGAAGAUGCGCAGACGCCCUGGAAAAUGAUCAAACUCCUUCGGAUUAUCUCCUUAAUUGCGGUUGCCAUCUUCGUGUUUGGAUUGGCUCUAUGUAGCAAGACAUCCUUCCUCCUCCUCGUCACCCUCUCCCAUGAAGACACAAAGACCCUCUCAUCUGAACAAAAGCCUCUCUCCCUGCUCUGUAUCGGCUGCUCUCUGGUGGCACCCAGUGUCCUUCUGUUGCUCAAAAGCAUCUGGAAAGCAUGCUACAAAUCAUCGAAAAUGCCCAGAAAAUCCACUAUCGCCCUGGUUCUGUUCAUCGAGCUUUUGGUGUCUUUGGGCGUGGCGGUUCUCACCAUUGUGGCCAUGCCACACCUGGACAUUGUGACCAACGCCGCGAUCCUGAACGGAGUCGCCGUCAUCUCUUCGUUCCUACAAGUGGUCGUCCAGUGUGCUGCCAGGAAAAUAAACUGCUUCCUGCUGCCUCCUGCCAUUGCACUCAUCCUCAUUGUACUCGGUUAUGCUUUGUUUGUCCUUUUGUACGUCUGGAAAGACCCCUCCGAUGUCGGGAUGGCUCUUUGGGUGGGUUUGGCUGUCGGUGCCUCCAUCCUGGUGUCUUUCAACUGGUGGGAGAAUUACUUCCAACUCAUUUGUGACAACAGGUCCAACUUCCUGAAAAACCUAUUCAAAGACAUGACGAAGUGCCAAAAUGUACUGCACAUCCUGUGUAGCCUUCUCAGGGUUCUGGUCACUGCAUGUGUGCUGGGAGCCUACGUCCCUCUGGCCAAAAUGGACUGGAAGGUAGUGACAUCCAUCCCCAGCCGAGAGACGAGGGUCGUAGUCAUCAUCGUCGGGGUCCAGCUGAUCUCCUCAGUGCUGUGCCAUUGGUUUGCAUUGGUGGCCUGCAAGAUGCACGCCUUGAGGCGGUGCUUCGUCCUGCCCCUGUACCUGGCCUCCCUGGCUGUCAUGGCUUUGCUCAUCACCCCUGUCAUCGUUAACCACCAGGACUUCAGAACAAGCUUGAACACCACAGAAAACAUCAGCUUCACAGGCUACUGUGGCGAGGUUGUGGAGUUAAGGAACCAAACCCUGAAAGACAGCGUGUUCACCCAUCUGGUUUAUGAUGUUACACAAACUCUGUGCUUUCUGGACAUGUCGGACAUCACAGACAUUGGCCUGCUCACAGGCGCAGCUGCAUCCUGGUGGAUAGGCCUGGUUUUGUCCACCCUCUACAUUUGUAACCUCACUGUCUAUCGCAUUCAAAAGACACAGGACCUCUUCGUCAGGCGACUGUACGAGGGCGCCUUUAUCGAGCAGUCCCUGCUCCUCAACACCCGAUUCCAGAUCCAGACCAAAGACAAGAGUCACCGGCUUAAGGAGAUAGCCAACGAUGCCAUGAUCUAUCUGUGUGCGACCAUGUGGCACGAGACCAACGAGGAGAUGAUGAACAUCAUCAUAUCAAUUUUCAGGCUGGACAAGUACAGACCAAAGGCAGAGGAGACCAAAGACUUCACCUUUGAGGCACACAUCUACUUCGACGAUGCAUUUGAGAGCGUUGAGGGGAGCCCGGGCCGUCGCCUCAACGAAUACGCGAAAUCCCUCGUGCUCAUCAUCACAGAAGUUUACGGCAUCUUCGAGAACAUAGAUAAAAAGGUAUUCCAAACGCAGUCGCAGAUCCCUGAGCAGAGUCUCAUCAGGACCCCGUAUGGAGGUCGCCUGGUCGUCACCAUGCCUCAUGGGAACAACUUGAUAGUUCACUACAAGGACAAAGAUCUCAUUCGCCACAAGAAGAGAUGGUCACAGGUGAUGUACCUCUAUUAUCUUCUGGGCUGGAAACUCAUGACCAAAUACUACCGGCGGAUGCAGGCGAGAGAGGAUGAGGAGACUCUGAGGGAAGAGAUCCAGAAAGAGAAGCGCAACACCUACCUCCUGGCUUUGGACGGGGACACAGACUUCCAGCCUGCCGCGGUGAUGCUGCUCAUCGACCGGCUGAAAAUGUACACCCGUGUCGGGGCCGCCUGCGGCAGGAUUCACCCCACUGGCUCAGGGCCCAUAGUUUGGUUCCAGAAAUUUGAGUAUGCGGUCAGUCACUGGCUGCAGAAGACGGCCGAGCACGUGUACGGCUGCGUGCUGUGCAGCCCGGGCUGCUUCAGUCUGUUCAGAGCCGAGGCGCUGAUGGACGACAACGUGAUGAAGACGUAUUCCAACAAGUCCAUCAAGGCCAGCCACUGCAUCCAGUACGACCAAGGGGAGGACCGCUGGCUGUGCACUCUGCUGCUGAAGCAGGGGUGGAGAGUGGAGUACAAUGCAGCAUCCGACGCCUACACCAAUGCACCGGAAGACUUUAAAGAACUGUAUAACCAGCGCAGACGGUGGGGGCCGUCCACCAUGGCCAACGUAGUGGACCUGCUGGGCUCCUCGACCGUCCUUUCCAAGAGGAACCCGUCCAUCUCCAAACCCUUCAUGCUCUACCAGCUGUUUGCCAUCAUCUCAGGUGUUCUGGCGCCGGCCACCAUCUGCCUCAUGGUUGCAGGUAGUCUGUCCUUGCUGCUGAAAAUCCCCUCUGCCGAGGCUCUGAUCCUGUCUGUGAUACCUCCUACCAUCUACCUGGGUCUCUGCUUUAAGCUCAAGCCGGACACUCAGAUCACCAUCGCAGCAGUGCUGAGCGCCCUGUAUGCCUUGCUGAUGCUUUUAGUGACUGCGUCUAUUAUCGGCUCAAUGGCAAAGGAGGAAAACAUCCUGACCCCCAGCAGUGUUUUUAUCAUCGCCAUGUCCAUCAUCUACGUAUUCACCGCGAUGAUGCAUCCUCAGGAAGUCUCCCUGGUGUUCUACGGCUUCCUCUACAUCCUCUGCAUCCCCAGCGCUUACCUGCUGCUCACCAUCUACUCCAUGGUCAACAUGAACUGCGUCUCAUGGGGCACCAGGGAGGUGAAGCCCGCCGCCGGGGCUGCCGCCGCCCCCCCGCAGGCACCCGAACAGAAAAGUAAGCCCCACGCAUUUUUUUUCCCCUUUCUCCUCUGGUUUUGGCACGAGAGCAGUUUACGACCCAGUCAGACGUCUGAAGACGGACGAGAGAGCGUGAACGCGGAGCCCACACAGGGUGGGCCUCAGCCCCAAAACAGCAUCGUGGACGACAUCGCCCAAGACGAGCAAGGAUAUAUGUUUGAAUUGACCGCAUUUGUCCUGCAGGAGGAGGAAAACUUCUGGAAAGACUUUCAGGAGAAAUACCUUCUACCACUGCCAAAUGACAAGGAGAAACAGAAACAGAUGCACGACGAGCUGCGCCAGCUCAGAAACAGGAUCAGCUUUUCCUUCUUCUUCAUAAACCUCCUGUGGCUGGUGACAGCCUUCAUCUUCCAGGUCCUCAACGUUUUACCCAUCAGGAUAAACCUGGUCAACUUCGACCUGACUGAGACUGGAGAAACCUUCCAAAUCGAGCCCACGGGUUUCAUGUUCAUUCUGGGAUUCGCUUUGUCGGUCCUGCUCCAGUUUUUGGGCAUGUUUUACCACAGAGUCUCCACGCUCAUCCACUAUGUAGCUUUUCUGAACACUGAGCUCAGACAACAGAAAGACAAGGAAAAAACACCCUUACAGGUAUUGGCUUUUUUAUUUGACAUCUCCCUGUAA
Menidia menidia (Atlantic silverside) is the source of this 3678-nucleotide messenger RNA. The record is from the annotation of a GenBank genome assembly. Lineage: Eukaryota; Metazoa; Chordata; Actinopteri; Atheriniformes; Atherinopsidae.